Molecule: messenger RNA, 1955 nt
Organism: Asparagus officinalis (garden asparagus)
Lineage: Eukaryota; Viridiplantae; Streptophyta; Magnoliopsida; Asparagales; Asparagaceae
Product: proline-rich receptor-like protein kinase PERK1
Exons: 8
Biological process (GO): protein phosphorylation
Molecular function (GO): protein kinase activity; ATP binding
Source: RefSeq, a predicted model, not a curated record
UCCCCGCCAUUGCCGACCUCCCCCUCCCCGUCCUCACCCCCGCCACCGGGCUCUUCCUCCUCGUCCCCUCCGUCGCCGCCGGCGCCUUUCUUCGACGGCGGCGGAAGCGGAAGCGGAAGCGGAAGCGGAAGCGGAAGCGGAGGGAGUUCGCAGACGACGCCGUCGACUCCGUCUACGCCGGGGAGGCCUGCGGACAGAUCGCCGCCUUCCACGCAUUCGUCGUCACCGUCGUCGCCGCCGAUCUCUACGCCGCUAGUUGUGGGGUUGGCUGCUGGAGGGGUGGUGGUUUUGCUGCUGCUCAGUGUGAUUUGUUUUUGCUGCUUGAAGAGGAGGAAGGAGAGGCGGCCUCCGUCCUAUGCGGGCCCACCGCAGCCUCUCAAAGAUGAUCUCUAUACGACUCCACAACAAAAAUGGCAACAAAAUGCUCCGCGGCCACCAACAGAACAUAUGGUCCAAAUGCCUCCAUAUCCUUCUCCUCCUCAACCCUCGCCCUUCUCUUCUCAACCUCCACAUUCACCCAUCAACCCCCACUCAGCUCCAACCUCCCAACCAAUGAUAAACAGCAGUGGAGGUUCCGGGUCAAACUAUUCACUAUCUGAUUACCCAAUUCAAUCAUCAUCACCGAGCGUAUCCUAUGGUUUUUCAAAAAGCACCUUUACGUAUGAAGAAUUAGCAAUGGCAACGGAUGCUUUUUCUGAUGCCAAUUUACUUGGGCAAGGUGGAUUUGGAUAUGUGCAUAGAGGAAUGCUUCCCAAUGGGAAAGAGGUUGCGGUGAAGCAGUUGAAGGCUGGAAGUGGGCAGGGAGAGAGAGAGUUUCAGGCGGAGGUUGAGAUUAUAAGCCGUGUGCAUCAUAGGCAUUUGGUUUCUUUGGUUGGCUAUUGCAUCUCAGGAGGGAAGAGGCUUCUUGUUUAUGAGUUUGUUCCGAAUAAUACGAUGGAGUUUCAUUUGCAUGGUAAAGGUAGACCAACCAUGGAUUGGCCUAUCAGAUUAAAAAUCGCUCUGGGUUCUGCCAAAGGCUUGGCGUAUUUACAUGAAGAUUGUCAUCCUAAGAUUAUCCAUAGAGACAUCAAAGCAGCUAACAUUCUUCUUGAUUUUAACUUUGAGGCAAAGGUUGCAGAUUUUGGGCUAGCAAAAAUUGCAUCAGAUACCAACACCCAUGUUUCCACCAGAGUCAUGGGCACUUUUGGGUACCUUGCACCAGAAUAUGCAUCUUCAGGGAAACUCACUGACAGAUCUGAUGUAUUUUCUUAUGGUGUUAUGCUUCUGGAGCUAAUAACUGGAAAACGUCCUGUUGAUUCGAACCAUUCUUUCAUGGAUGAUAGCUUGGUAGAUUGGGCAAGACCUUUGCUUACAAGAGCGCUUGAAGAGGGCAUCCACGAAUCCCUUGUUGACUCAAAGCUGGGCAAUAACUACAAUUCAAACGAGAUGGCACGUAUGAUUGCCUGUGCCGCUGCUUGUGUUCGUCACUCAGGAAGACGCCGUCCUAGGAUGAGUCAGAUAGUUCGCGCCUUAGAAGGAGAUGUAUCUCUCGAAGACCUAAACGAAGGAGUUAGGCCAGGACACAGCAGAGUUUAUGGCUCAUAUGGAAGUACCACAGACUAUGACUCAGGUCAAUACAAUGAAGACAUGAAAAAAUUCAGAAAAAUGGCCCUUGCAAGCCAAACUUAUGCUAGCAGCGAGUACAGUGCUCCAACCAGUGAAUAUGGCCAAAAUCUCUCAGCUUCGAGCAGCGAAGGCCAACAAACACAAGACAUGAAGGGGAGUGGUAUUAAUAAAGAUAGCAGAGGAUUCAGCUUGUGAUUCUUGGGCUGGUAGAGGCAUUGUACAAUUGAAGUGUGGUGUUUUCUUUCAUUGGUUUAUUUGUGAGAAGAAAGGAGUACAGGGUUUUUUCGAUGUAUGUAUGUAUGUGUUUUAAAGAAUAAUUCAAAGCUAUUGAUCAUUCUUUUCAUGAGUUU